AUGGCUCCCAAGCGCAUGCCCAAGGUGAACAGCCUUUCCUCUUCAUCACAGGCGGGUAGCUCCUCUUCCUCUAGUCGAGGUGGUCGCAAUGCAAAUCCGUUUGGCCCGGUCGAUCCCACCAGCUACGAUGACUACGAUGAAUCAAUGCAAGACGGUGUCGAGCUCGAGGAAAAGGGCGAGCGCUUCCAGUUUGGACCAAAGGCGCAACGCUUCUACGUGCAGGCCGGCACCCUGUACGCGCGGGCAGCACAGCUCGCUGGCGCCAACGUAGAAAGACGUGCCGACGCCCUGUACAACGCAUCGAGGAUCCACUUCUUGCUCGCCUCGCAGUUUGCUCUUCCUCCCGAGAAUCUGCAAUCUUUUGUUGACGCUAUCACAACAGCACAGGAAGCGACACGACUCGCGCCGGCCUUGCCUGCUGCCGGCUCCGCCGAUGGCGCCCUCCCGAACCCGUUCACCCUCGACGCUUUGACGCAUCUGGCAACGUCAAUGCAGACACUCGCCGAAGCAGUAUACGAGCUAGGUUGGCCGCAAGGCCUCAAUGCUCCUCCUCUGUCUCUGCAGGCUUCAAAUCAGGCACCUACCCCAACGAUGCUCUGGAAAGAGGCACUCGCAAUCUUCGAGCAAGUCGCGGACGGGCAGUACGUCAUCCUGCAAGAUCAAAAGGCCGCUGAAAGCACGGUCGAACAGCCAGACGAGCUAUCUGCAGAGGCACCGAUUGAUACAGAAUCAGACGACGGUGAGAUGCAAACCAAUGGUGGAGGAGGAGAUGAUGUGUAUGGAUACACGUCAUCGCUGGUCACGCCGGCGUCGCUGAUGGAGACGCUCUUGUCGAUGCUCGCUUGUCUGACCUCUUUGAUCGAAGGGGCAUCUUCAAUGGACGCGGUGCAGACUUACAGCACCGCUUUCGACCAGAUUGCUUUGAAAGCAGAAGCGUUGGCUUCGGACACAGGCUCAACGUCUACCCUUCCAGCAACGAGCAACGACGCGGCUCAGGCAUCUUCGGAACUAGCAGCUAGCUGGAACGAGUUUCAGCGCUCUGCGUUGGCGACACGAGUCGCGCGUCUCGGUAAAGCGAUCGAAUUGGGCUCCGAGCCAUCACAGAUCAGCAGUGAACUCGAGUCGGUCUUGCAGACGGUCAAUGACUGGGCGACCCGUCUGAUAGCCUCGCCUGCUGCUGCCGCUGCUGCUGCUGGACCCACCACUGGUCGCAGGGACGCGGUCGUGGCUACGCUCUGCGAUAUCGGUGAGGCCGGCCAGAAUGCAUGUCGCCUUUCGCUGCGCUUGCAACCAGCCGAAUCCGGCGUCGCGGCCAUCUGGGCACUGGCCACUUUGAGCACGAAACUCUUCUCGCAGGCGCUGGCUGCUCUCGACACAUCGGCCGCAGGCGGAGGUUCGGCAGCCGUGUUGGGCCAAGCCAACACUUCGACGCCUACAUCUCGUGCACGAUGCCGAAUCCUGUUGGCUCUUUCGAGCAUGUCCAUCUUGCGCUCGCAUCCGGCUUUCGAGGCUGCAGGCAUCGCAGGUGCGAAGGGAACCCGCACCAAACUCGUCGACAAUGCUCGGCUGUACGCGCGCAAAGCGGUCAGCGAGAUCGGACUCGGAGGCUUGCUACGACCUGCACCCGCUCAACCGCCACGAUCGGCAGUGUUGCCCCCGCCCGGCGGUUGGGAGAGCCUUUCGCUCGAAGCAGAGGCCACCUUCCACUUGCUGCGCACUCUGCUGGUCAGGGCCAACGUCAACACUGUCACCACCGAGACCGAGACCGAGCUGCAGAACCUCGUGCAGCACGUCAUUCAGCUGCGUCAGAAACCCAUCCAGGUGGGUGCUAGCCCUUCUUCCGCUUCGACGCACCUAUCUGAAUGGCUGUACAAGAAAGGCCCCAAGGCGUUCGUCGAUGGCAUCGUGGAUGACAACGGGCGCGGCAUUGUUCAAGAGGAACUCGUGUGGUGGGAGAAGCUCUUCUCUGAGCAACUGGGGCUCUGA
Messenger RNA from Sporisorium graminicola, 1986 nucleotides. RefSeq lists its product as uncharacterized. The coding region runs from base 1 to 1986 and encodes 661 amino acids. The transcript has a single exon. The record is from RefSeq and is a predicted model, not a curated record. Lineage: Eukaryota; Fungi; Basidiomycota; Ustilaginomycetes; Ustilaginales; Ustilaginaceae.